Molecule: messenger RNA, 937 nt
Organism: Saccostrea cuccullata (small rock oyster)
Lineage: Eukaryota; Metazoa; Mollusca; Bivalvia; Ostreida; Ostreidae
Exons: 11
Coding region: 107-937 (276 amino acids)
Source: RefSeq, a predicted model, not a curated record
CAAACUGGCGAUUUUAAAGUUUAAUUACAGCUGGGUUACUGAAGUGGAGAGGGAAGAGAAAAUAAUAAAGGACGUGGAAAAGCAACCUUUGGAGACAACAGAUAACAUGAAACAACUCCAGUCAGAUGACGUUAAAUCCGUCGAUGGACAAUCAGUUCUUGAUUUUGGCGAGGAGCCAGUUAAAAAUUUGGAUGCAAAGUUGGAGAUCUUAGAAUUUAAUUACAGUUGGGUAGAUGAAGUGGAGAAAGAAGAAAGAAUGGCCGAGGAAGCAAAUGAGAGAGCUUUGGAAGCUGCAGAUUUCACGAAGCAGAAACAGUGGGUGUCAGACGGAGAAAACAGAACCAUUUAUGGACAAGAAUUUCUGGACUUUGGUGAAGAGCCGGUUAAAAGUUUAGAUGCUAAGCUAGACGUUUUGAAGUUUACAUACAGCUGGGCUACGGAAGUGGAAGAAAAUGAAAGAAGAAAAGAGGAGGAAACUCGAUUACAAACUAAAGGACAAGAAUAUGGUGUAGAAAGAGAAAUUCAGAAAGCAGUUCCAAAGGAAGAUGCACAGGUGAAGGCGCCAGAGAAACCACAGGAAGUUACGUCAGAGAACCAGAGAAAUGGGAUAACAGAAAAGCUCAAGGAUCCGCUCCAAGAGAAAGAGAUGGAUAAGGAUUUAAGCAAACCUGCAGAACUUUGCAAAGAUGAGAAGCCAGAACCAGAUGUAUAUCAGCAUGGACAGAACCUGAGUAAUAUACAGCAAUUGACAGAUGAUGAGGAGGACCAUUUCAUUCCAAGAAGGCUCUUUCUAUUCGGAAUUACCGAAUUCAAGAAUGAUGCAAGACAGAUCACCACUUGCAAUGAAAUGUCUGUGCCCAUUGUUGGUUGCCCAGUAAACGAAUAUUCCACAACCUCCACAACCUGUACAUCUGAAGCAACAAUGGCAAGUUUAUAA